Messenger RNA from Nicotiana tabacum (common tobacco), 1611 nucleotides. The record is from RefSeq and is a predicted model, not a curated record. NCBI's taxonomy places the organism in Eukaryota, Viridiplantae, Streptophyta, Magnoliopsida, Solanales, Solanaceae.
GCUACGGUUUUAUAACCAUUGCUAUAGGUGGUCUGUUACGGUUGUAACCGUUACUAAUAAUUAUUGGGACUGCUGGGACACUUAGUAACUGAACCGUUGCCAUAGUCUAAAAACCAUUCCGAGGUAAAUAUGGCAACGCUUAUAUAACCGUAGCAAUAAAUCAAUCUAUGGUAACGGUUAUCUCUAUUGUUACGGUUAUUAAUUCCCUCUUUAUUUUCACCCAAAUUUUUAAUACCCGCUAAAAUGGAACGGCCCACCAGCUAAUUUUUUUUUCUUAGUUUUAUACCUAAUAAAAUAUGAAAUACACUAAACCCCUAAAAAUACCUAAUAAAUCAAUCGCGGGUCUCUCCUCCAGUCAUCUCCAAAAUAGCUCCUGCCAUACUCCCAAAACCACCUUCAAAUCAGAUCAUAAUUAGCGAAAAUCAGUCAAAAAAGACCUCAAAAUUCCAAAAUAUAGCGAAGUUAGAGAGUUGUUUGCGGGAUUCAAGAGCUCUUUCGCGGUUGGGAUCGAGAUUACGAAGCCUUUGCAUCACUGCCUGAUUCCGCUAUUGAUUUAGAGAGACUAAGCUCAGCUUUUUAAGGCUUCUGUUUUUCUGCAGAGUCAAUAAUCGUGUUCCUUCUGCGGUAAUUCGUUUUCCUUCAAAGAGACCUCAUUAGCAAAUCGAGUUGAGGCCGCGCUCGACUGCUGCUCUUCGUAAUCUCCUUCUCCGGCGAACUCGGCUGAGAAAUCGAGUGGAAGUAAAUCCUAUCUGGGCAGAAUAGCUGCUUAUCAAUAUAGCACGGCGGCUGCUAUUGAGGAACCGAUCAAACCAGCUGUCAAUGUGGAACAUACUAAACUUUUUAUCAAUGGUCAAUUUGUUGAUGCUGCAUCAGGAAAAACAUUCCCGACUCUCGACCCCAGGACUGGGGAGGUAAUUGCACAUGUUGCUGAAGGUGAUGCAGAAGAUAUAAAUCGGGCAGUAGCUGCUGCUCGUAAGGCUUUUGACGAAGGACCAUGGCCUAAAAUGAAUGCUUAUGAAAGGUCAAAGAUAUUGUUGCGCCUUGCUGAUCUGAUCGAAAAACAUAACGAUCAAGUUGCAACGCUCGAGACUUGGGAUACUGGGAAACUAUAUGAACAGGCUUCUAAGAUUGAAGUACCAAUGGUUGUACGUCUACUCCGUUAUUAUGCUGGCCGGACAGAUAAAAUUCACGAUAUGACUAUUCCUGCUGAUGGACCAUAUCAUGUUCAAACGUUGCAUGAACCAAUUGAAGUUGCGGGUCAGAUUAUUCCAUGGAAUUUUCCUCUUCUCAUGUUUUCUUGGAAGAUUGGACAUGCUUUAGCUUGUGGCAACACUGUCGUGCUAAAGACAGCUGAGCAGACACCAUUAUCUGCAUUCUAUGUAGCACAUCUAUUACAGGAGGCUGGGCUGCCUGAAGGUGUUUUGAAUAUCAGUUCUGGUUUCGGGCUGCCUGAACGACUUGUCCAGAUUACAAGAAGCCCGUACUUAAGGGACUCUAUUCCCAACAGCCAUCAUCAGUGGAAGAAGACAUGACAAGUAGUGGAUCGUGUGGAUAUGAGUUGAACCUCAACUCUUGCAAUCGCAAUACUACAGUCAUUGGAUCAAAGUAUGG